Messenger RNA from Prunus armeniaca (apricot), 969 nucleotides. The record is from the annotation of a GenBank genome assembly. Lineage: Eukaryota; Viridiplantae; Streptophyta; Magnoliopsida; Rosales; Rosaceae.
AUGGGCUUUGUGAUGGGGAGCUCUUGCUUUUUACACUCUCCUCUCUCCCUCUCUCGUUUUCCCUCUUCUUCUCACCCCUUUUUCGUGUAUUCCUCCUCAAGAACUGCAGAGGCCAAGAGAAGGAGAGCUCUGCCAAUGGCGUCUCUGCGCCAAGAGGACCCAAACGACGCCGUUUCUUGCAAGAGGAGGGCUAUUAUGUUGGUGGGUAUUUCAGUUCUUCCGUUCUUGCAACUCAGGGCUAAUGCUCUUGAAGGCUUGGCCACCAGAGAAAGUGAGCUCAAAAACCCGGAGGAGAGGAAAAAAGCAGAGCCAUCUGAAAUAAAUGCACCAUCAAAUCCCGUUUUGUCUCUCCUGAAUGGCCUUGGUAUUUUCAGUUCUGGUAUUCUUGGAGCACUCUAUGGAUUGGCUUGGGCAGAAAAGAAAGCCACUGAUGCAACAGUAGAAUCUAUAAAGACCAAGCUGAAAGAAAAGGAAGCUGCUAUCAUUUCAUUGGAAAGGAACUUUGAAUCAAAGCUACUGAAUGAACAAGAAGAAUGGAGCAAACAACUCACAAGAGCAAUGGAAGAGCAGAAAUCUCUAAUGGACCAACUAAAUUCUGCAAAUAGUACAAUUGCAGGCUUAGGAAAGGAGCUCAAUGGUGAGAAGAGAUUGAUUGACGAGCUUAAAAUUCAAAUUGAUAGUCUUGAAACCAACCUUUCAAAGGCUGGGGAAGAAAAAAUAGCACUUGAGGAAAAUUUGAAGGAAAAGAUCAACUCAAUUGAAGUCUUACAGGGAAGGAUUAAUGUGCUCAAUUUAGAACUCGAGGAUAGAGAAACGAAUAUUCAAAAUCUUGGCUCUUCUCUUGCUGAAAAGGAUUUGGAGUUGAAUGACUUGAAAACUACCAACAAGCGAACAAGGGAUGAACUAGCCAAUGCACUAUCAAAUAUUCAAAAAUUGAAAGAUGAACUCCUGAAAGAUCAAAGGAAUUAG